Protobothrops mucrosquamatus (brown spotted pit viper) is the source of this 944-nucleotide messenger RNA. It is a transcript of the gene TMEM267, whose product is annotated as transmembrane protein 267. The coding region runs from base 118 to 777 and encodes 219 amino acids. NCBI's taxonomy places the organism in Eukaryota, Metazoa, Chordata, Lepidosauria, Squamata, Viperidae. The record is from RefSeq and is a predicted model, not a curated record. The transcript has 2 exons.
GAGUAUCAGAAUUGGUAAGGCUUCUCAUUAAGCUUUCUUUGUGAUAAUUACAGAAUGACUCAAGAUUUUACAGACAAUGGGCUAUAUGUACCCUGAUGAGAUUUUGUGCAUGGACACAUGCUGCUUGCUAUGGCAUCUGAGACUGAAAAAGCCCAUGCUCUUCUCCAGUUGUUCAGCACAGCAUCUGUUAUUUCAAGUCUAGGACUGGGGAUUUUCUGCUAUUUAGCAGAUAAACUUCUACAAUUUUCUUUCAUUCAGCAAACUUACUGGCUGCGGGCAUUGUCCGAUAAUAUGGUGCAUGGUAUUAUAGGACUGUGGUCAUGGGCAAUAGUGAUUGGACUCAAGAAAAAAAGUGACUUUACAGAAGUAAUUUUAGCUGGCUUCCUCUCCUCCGUGAUUGAUAUGGAUCAUUUUAUUCUAGCUGGCUCCUUUUCACUAAAGGCUGCCCUGACUCUCCCACAAAGACCAUUUCUUCACUGUUCUACUGUGAUUCCAGUUGUGUGCCUGAUGUUAAAGUUCCUUAUGCAUCUUCUCAAGCUGAAGGAUUCCUGGUGCUUUCUUCCCUGGAUGAUGUUUAUCUCCUGGACUUCGCAUCAUGUUCGAGAUGGAAUACGUCAUGGCCUGUGGCUCUGCCCCUUUGGAAAGACCGUUCCCCUGCCUUACUGGCUUUAUGUGGCCGUCACCACAACUUUGCCUCAUCUCUGUUCUUUUCUUUUGUAUUUAACCGGAACAAGAGAACUAAUGUCAAUAAAACAUGGGAUUCGUAUUGAUGUGUAAAGAUAUUGAAGAUGGUUCUGUUCUGGAUAAUAAUGUUUUCCUGUUUGUUGAAUUAGGUCAAAGUUGAUGUUACACAGCCUACUGAAACAAAGUUGAUUUCCUGCAGUCACUGCUGUACAAGGUAUUGUGUGACCGGUAGGGGACUAUUUAUUGGUAGCUCUUUUUUU